AAUAUUAAGUAUGGCUCCUACCAUGAAAAACAUGACUUGAUGAAAAUGAAUAGGAAUAAGCAAGUUGUAAUUGACACAAUAUCGUGAUACUGUAUUGUAUUGUGUGCUCUUUCAGAGAGUAGUUCUGUGAUUAAUCUUUACAUCUUUUCAAUUAAGGAAUAAGAAAUUCGCAAUAAUAGACAAAGAGUAUAUUUAUUAUAUAUAUGAUUCAAAGAUGAAUUCCGAUACAAAUAUCACAAAUCAUAAAUAUCAAAAAGAACUUAUUUACAAUAAAUUACUACCAUAUGCAAAAGAUUUAGAAAAUGAAUCUCAAGUAUUGUUAUCUGAAAUUAAAGGAAAUUUAGGACGAGCUAUUAUGUACCGUGAAAUGCAACCAGGAUGUAGUUUUUGGACCACCAGAUUAUGCAAAUAUAUAAAGAUAUAUGGUAUGAAGUUCAGCAAAGAAGAUCAUAUAUACUUUAUUAAAUUAAUGUAUGAACUAAUCAUUAUACCAAAUCUUGAUCCAUUCUUAAUCAACAAAUUUGGGUCUACUUUAAUUUUAUUGUUAAAAAAGAAAGAAUUACUUUCUCCAAAUGAUUUAGAACUUCCAUGGAGACCUUUGUAUGAGUUAAAUCAAAGAGUACGAAUGAGCGCAGAAUCAUCCAUAGGAAUGUUCCGUUACUUUCCAUUUUUAGGAUGCACAUUAAACUCUUUAAUACAUUCUGCAAAAAUUUAUUUUCCGUUAAAUGCAACGCAAGAAAUCUUGGAUGAAUUGAGGCCUAUGAUAUGUCCAUUUGAUGUAGUCACUAUGUCUAAUACCUUUAAAACAUUAGAAUAUUUUUUACCAGUACAUUUAUCUCCAGAGUAUCAUUCAUUUGGACACGAAUUAUGGUUCAAUGAAUUUAUGACGUUGUGGGAAGUCUGCCAUAAUGGACCACAAUGGGAAAAUGAAAUAAUGUGGUUAAUGGCUAAAUUAGCAUUUGCAAAUAUUGGUUAUAUUAACUGGGAACCAUAUAUACCUCUUAUGUUUACCAGAUUUGUGCGUUGUUUAAAUUUACCUGUAUCAUAUAAACAGACACAAAGCAUCAAAAGUCAUAAAAUAGAAAUGCUACCUAUUGCUAUAUGGAUAGUAUCAGUUCUGGGUAAUAAAUCCAGUGCACAAAUGUAUCUUGAAAAAUUUCUGAAGACUAUAGAAACAUAUUUCCAUGCAGCGAAUAUCGGUCGAUGGUCUGGAAAAUUGAAAGAAUUGCUUACAAAAUUACCAUACCGCUUUAUUUUACGUGUUCAUAAAGAACGAUACGCUAAGCCAACUUGGGAAACACCAAUUCCUGAUGAGUACAAAUUAAGUGAUGAAGAUAUUAACAUUUUUGUUAAGAGUAUGAUGCCAGUAGCUAUGACAGCAAUGUUUAGCAAAUUAAGUGCUAAUGAUACUUGUCAUGCUUUACAACAUCUUGCUACUAUGAGACCUAGCUUAGUAAUACCACAAGUUCUAGAGAGGAUGUAUUCUACACUAGAUUCUCUUACAGAACCUCACAAACUUACAGCAGCAAUGAUUUGUAUGGUAGCUGUAGCUAGACCCAUGGUACAAGGAUCUAGAAAUAUAAAUAAAGGAUAUACAUAUCCAGAAGGUCCAAUGCACGUACUACCUCUUCUUUUUUCUUCUCUGCCAGGCAUAGAUCCAAAUGAUAUAGGAAAGUGUUUUGUUACAUUUCGUCUAAUUUCUGUAUAUGCCAUUAUGAUACCCAUUGUGGAUUCGUCUAGAUCACCUGCAAUAGCGGACGAAGAAGAGAGAUUGAUUUGUGAAACAACAUCGCGUUUUGAAGAUUUUAUUUUGCAAUUCUUAGAUAGGGUUUUUACCUUCAUAGAUUGUAGUUCAUUAGAAUUUGUAAGACCUGAAAAUCGUGCUGGUGAUGGGAAGAGUAAAUUAGAAACUACAGCAGAAACGGUGUUAGAAGGAGUGUGCUCAACUUUAUUACUUAAAACUAGUAAUGCAAUUUUUCUCAGUGCUUUACAUAAGUUACGUACAUUCGUGACUGAACGUAUUUUAGAAACAAAAAUCGCUGGCCAACUAGUAGCUGUACUUUGUCGAAUUUUUGUACGAGUUAAUGGUCAGGAUACACUACGUGCUCUAGUACCUUUAUUAUCUCAAACGAUAUUAGACAUAAUUAAUGAAGGAGAGGAUGUCAUCAAAGAAGAAAAUUUAGAUAAUCGUUUAUUAUAUGCAAUGCUUCUACUAUCUGCAGUUGCUGAAACACCAGGUCAUAAUUUAUUACCACAUAUAAAUACUUUCUUGAAAGUUCUUGAUCAAGUGUUAUUGUUAAGAUCGAGAGAAGGAAGCAAGCUUGCAUGUCGCAUACUUAAAAAUUUGCUUACGUCAUUGUCCACUGUUAUCUUCUGCCAAUUUCGAACUGUCGAGAGGGAUUACAAUGAUCCAGAAUAUCCUUACACAAGAGAUUGGGGUGAAGCAAUAGAUAUCGACUCUUUACGCAUUAAGUGGUAUGUUCCUGGGAAAGAAGAAAUUGCAACGAUUCAACAAAUAUUCUCCAAAUAUUUGCCGCAAGAAAUAGAAAAAUUACAAAAAUACUGCCAUGAUUGGAAUUCAUUAACACGGGAGGAGCUGCUGACCAGUCUGAAUAUUGUAAGCAGUAUUGUUGGAGGCUGUGAGUCUGUUUUACCAUUGUGGAAAGAAUCUCCACUUCCUGUCGUCGAAACAUCUUUAGAAUGGAUACCAUUUACUCCAACUCUUGGUAUCACAGGAGAAAUCGUUAUGCCUGAUGGAAGUAAUGUGAGACGGUAUAUGACAGAGAUCUUGAGUAAUCUACAAUAUGUAUUACUGAAAAAUGCAGAAGAUGAUACAAAAAGUUUAUUUGUUUUGGUGCAGAUAUGGAAUAGUUUACUAUUGGGAAAGAUGCGUUUGUAUGAAAGUUACGAAGGAAGACGUAAAAGUUUUCAAGCUGCACAGUGUAUGUUGAAUGAUAAAUUGGUGGGAAAUAAAAAGCGUAUAGGAGCCGUUAUAUUAGAACGUGUUGAUAUUCAGCAUGAAGCACGACUUCAAGUACAGUCUUACGUAUUAACGGAAACUCAUAAAAAUAUAAUGUUAGAACUUCUAGCAUUAGCCACUAGCAGAUAUGCCGAUGUACGUUCGAAAGCACAAUGUAUUCUUUUUUAUGGGCUUCGACACUUCCCAUACUCAUAUACAUUCAUUGUCCCUCGUUUAAUGGAUAUUUUGGCAAAAGAUACUGACGAACAUCAUGAUGCUUAUAAGGGAGUUCUAUAUAUUUUAUUUGGUCCACAACAUGAUCCUAUUAUGACCAAACGUGAUUGGAAUAUGUUGCGAUCUUUGUGGCCAAGAAUUGUUCUUUCCAAGCCGUCUGAGAAACUUUCGGUGAUUCGAUUAAAAGAAAAUUUAAUUGAAACUGUAAAAAAUAAUUUUCCAACUUAUGUCAUUACACUUGAAAUACCAGAUAGAUGUUUGAUUGCUGCAUCUAAAUUAUGGAAUACUUUCCCAUAUCCUACUUUAAUGCAACUUAAUGAGAAUGAAAUUCAACGUGGUUUACAAAAAUUGAAAGAACACUCCGAAUCUAAUUUAGUAGCAUAUCAUGGACUUCUGGAUGAUUUAUUAAAUGCCAUUUUAGAAGAAAAUCUUCAUUGGAGGCAUAGAUUAAUGUCAAUGAAUUUUAUAAAAAGCUUGGUUCAUCCUGAACAAAUAUAUUCACCUAAAAUAGUGCGAUAUUUUUUAGAAGCAUUGAUUCAUGAUUCGUUAGAAGAAAGAAAAAUUGCAAUCCGCACAGUAAUUUAUAUGCUUAAGCAACAAAAAAGAAAACAUCCAAAGAUAACUAUUGAUAUAAAGGAAGAACGCGAAAAAGAAUUAUUAUUUACAGAUAAAUUUAAUGUUGCGAUACCUGGAAAAAGGGCAGACAAUGCGUGGUUGCAAUAUGACUACGACACACGUCCGUUGACAUCAGAACAAUGGAACGAACCAAGAUUUGUUCAUCAACCAUACAUUGGUUAUUAUAUAUGGCCAAAAAAAUUAGAGGUUUAUGCACCAUCGUCAGAACAACCAAGUUUUGAUCCUAAAAUUCGUAAAUUAACAGAUCAUGAGAUGGAGAUUGAACGUUUCUUUAACGAUCCUCAGAAUGUGGAAAAACUGAUUAAAUUCUAUAGUAUUGAAGAGAAAAAGGAUAAGGAUAAAUUUAACGUUUACAAAUGUCUCCUAUUUAAAAGUAUUUUUCGAAAUCUUGGGAUUAUUCCUUUAAAACACUUUUUGCCACAUUUGCGUAAAUUAGUUACAGAUAAGCAAGAAAGUAGUCAAAGAUGUGCUGCAGAAAUUACUGCGGGUAUAAUUAGAGGUGCAAAGCACUGGCCGUUUGAAAUGACUUGUGAAAUGUGGAAUGAAUUGUUACCAAUUAUAAGAACAGCAUUAAGUAAUUUAGCAGUGGAAACUGUUGUAGAUUGGAGUACAUGUUUUGCAACUGCCCUACAACGUAGAGAUCCAAAUCGACAUCACUGGUUUUUAGAAUGUUUGAUGGAAGAGCCUCCUUUAGGAGAAUCUGAAUCAUCUUUUGUAGAAUGUGGCCGUUUGUAUGCUUUACAAAGAACUCUCAGUCAACAAUCAUGGCGUGUUUCUCAAUUAAUGCAACGUUUACUUAUCCGCUUAGAGAAUAGAUUAUUAACAAAUCCAUUUAGAAAUUUAAGGGAACGCUUAGGAUCGUUAUUAGUUACUGUAUUUGAAGCAGAUCUCAGAUUUCCGAACUCCUUUGCGAAUCAAGCAACGCCUCGAGCACAACAUUUUAUGGAUAAAAUAAUUCCAAAAUUGCAAUUACUUGCUCAAGACACUAUAGCAUUGAUUAGCAAGGAAGAAAACUCUCUAGCCUCAGACAUGGCUAAUGUUAAUUUUAAUGAUUCUAUCAAAAAUUCUAAGUUGGAUGUAAACGAACGCGAAGCAGCAAUCAGAUUGCUUAAGAUUAUUUGCAGAUGGAUUAUAGGUAGUGUGUUUAGAUCGCAAUAUGGAACAUUACCUGGAUUUUACGAAUUAUUCCCUAUUAUUUGCCAAAUGGAAAAUUAUGAAACGGAUGAAGAAUUAACCAAAAUUUGUUCCGAAACGUUAGCUGUACUUGCACAAACAGUUACAUUACCAAGCGAUAUGCCAAUAGCUUUAGAUGCAAUUGUAAAAAUGUCCAAACACUUAUCAUGGUGGGCAAGAGCUACUUGUUUGGAAUUUCUUCAAGUUUUAAUCUUUUAUAACAUGAGCAUUGUGCUAAGCAAAGAUGAAUGGGUUAAUUGUAUCAAAGAAGUUGUUUUAAAUUUAUUGGAAGAUAACCGCUUAGAAGUACGAGAAAAAGCUGGACAUGUUCUUGGCGGAUUAUUACAUUGUGCAUUCAUUCCAGAACAAAAGGCUUUACUAGAGAAAUUUAAAUUGAAAGCAAAAACAAAAUUGCAUAAAAAAUGUGCAAUAUACAAUAAAACAGAAGCAGAAAGGAAUGCAAAUUUGGAUGCAAUACGUUUGCGACAUGCAGGUGUUCUAGGACUUUGUGCAUUUAUUCGUGCACAUCCAUAUGAUAUACCAAAUUAUUUGCCGCCUGUUUUUGAACAUCUGGGUCUUCAUUUAAAUGAUCCUCAACCUAUACCAACAACUAUAAGAAAAACACUUGGCGAUUUUAAAAGAACACAUUAUGAUGGAUGGACCGGUGUGAAUGGACAUGCACAGCAUUUUACAGAAGAACAAUUGGCUGUGCUGCAAGAUUUAUCAGUACCACCUUCGCAUUAUGCGUGACUGAGAAAUAAAGUUUAAUAUAUUCUCUCUCUUUAUAUAUAUAUAUAUAUAUAUAUAUAUAUAUAUAUGUAUAUAUAUAAUAUAAUAUAGUAUAAUAUAAUAUAAUAUAAUAUAAUAUAAUAUAAUAUAAUAUAAUAUAUAUUUUCUUUUUAAUAUUGAAAGAAACUUUAAUGAGAAAGUAAAGUUUACAAUUACGGAAGUCUUACUGAAACUAAUGAUAUAAAUUAUACCUUAUACUUACUUAAUUAUAAAAAAGUGGUGUUGUGUGCUACAAAGACAUGUUGUUUCUAUCUGGCUUUAUUUAUAUUUAUUCAAAUAAAUUGAUAUCAGAUCACA
Molecule: messenger RNA, 6088 nt
Organism: Vespula pensylvanica (western yellowjacket)
Lineage: Eukaryota; Metazoa; Arthropoda; Insecta; Hymenoptera; Vespidae
Product: proteasome activator complex subunit 4B-like
Exons: 13
Coding region: 215-5752 (1845 amino acids)
Biological process (GO): proteasomal ubiquitin-independent protein catabolic process
Cellular component (GO): nucleus; cytosol
Molecular function (GO): peptidase activator activity; proteasome binding
Source: RefSeq, a predicted model, not a curated record